AUGUCCGAGGCGUCGAUGCUCAUACCAACGUUGAGCAAGGCUGUCGUUGCCGCCCGCCUCAAACAGCUGUGGAUGGACAACACCCUCCUCCACACGAGCGACCGCAUGACGGACUGGCAGGCGAGGUUCAUGGACAUCGUCACGGAUGAGGCAGCCGAGGACAUCGAUUUCUUCGAUCCCCAGGCCGUCAUACAGGCGCUCAUGCAUGAUAUCAAGCCCGACGGCGCGAAGGCGCUGGUGCGAAACAGCUACGACUUCGAUGACAAGGAGAUCAAGUUCAACAGCCCCAAGUUCUGGAGCCAUGUGCGCGGUGUGCUGAGCAACGAACGUGCCGUAGCAGUCCCAGCUCCGACAACAGUGUUGGCCGCCGAGGUCAAACGACUUCAAGACAACGCCACACUGACAGCGGCUAAAGUCAAACGUUUGACGCCUGAAGCCACAACCCGCCCCGCUUGUGGAGAUGGUGGCAGCGAUAGUUGCGGUAGCAUUCUUCGACCACCCGCCCCACUCGUGGGUCGGGCCAAAGCGAGCCGCGGGAACGGCAACGUCGCCAAGCUCAAGACGGUGCUCGCUAUCUCGCAUCCAGAGGUCGUGUAA
Molecule: messenger RNA, 597 nt
Organism: Aphanomyces astaci
Lineage: Eukaryota; Oomycota; Saprolegniomycetes; Saprolegniales; Verrucalvaceae
Exons: 2
Coding region: 1-597 (198 amino acids)
Source: RefSeq, a predicted model, not a curated record